AUGACCUUGCCCUUGUCUGUCCCUUCACUCAAUGGGAGAACAAUCCUUGCAUACUUCUGCAAUGUUCGCUCAUUAUUACCCAGUCAGCGCAUUGUUCAGAAUGCAAUGGAUGCUGUAACACUUCAUCAGGAGAAUGGCACCAUGGCAAACUCAAUUGCAUUGCAUCUUUUGAAACUACUUUUUAUGGUGCGACUGGCACAAGCUUUGGACCUGUCGGAUAUGGGCAUCAAAACGGAGAUCCGUUAUGUAGAUGCUUCCAAACUAUGCAACCCAGGAUGUAAACAAAAUGAAUUCUGUUGUGUAGAUACCGAAAAAAGCAAAAAACAAAGAUUCUGUACUCCAAAAAAUGGUGGCAAGAAUUGCUAUGAAGCUAUCUUAGGCAAGACAUUUCUGUUUGGCAUUGAAGGAGCAUGGGAGCCAUAUGCAUUUCAAGACAAUAAAACAGGAGAGGCCAUAGGAUUCCUGCAUGAUGUUAUCAAAGCACUGUGUGCCAUUUGUGGCAAGAAAUGUGACACUGUGUUCAUUGCAGAACACCUUGACCGCUGUUAUGACCCAGAGAAAACAAUGGGUGAAGGUCUAGAUAAUCGGCACUUUGAUGCUUGUAUUGGCUGGGCAAGUACUCAAUACAGGAGAAACACAUAUUCAUUCUAUGGGGCACUUGUGGAACCUACAAAGGCUCAAGUGUAUGUGAAGAAAGGCUCUGGGAUGUCGAAAGUGGAGCAGCUAGAAGGAAAAACAAUAG
Owenia fusiformis is the source of this 742-nucleotide messenger RNA. Lineage: Eukaryota; Metazoa; Annelida; Polychaeta; Sabellida; Oweniidae. The record is from the annotation of a GenBank genome assembly.